Molecule: messenger RNA, 5199 nt
Organism: Psilocybe cubensis
Lineage: Eukaryota; Fungi; Basidiomycota; Agaricomycetes; Agaricales; Agrocybaceae
Exons: 16
Coding region: 1-5199 (1732 amino acids)
Biological process (GO): DNA-templated transcription
Cellular component (GO): RNA polymerase I complex
Molecular function (GO): DNA binding; DNA-directed RNA polymerase activity
Source: RefSeq, a predicted model, not a curated record
AUGAAUAUCGCGCAUUCAUUACCAUCUACCGUUACUGGUGUAUCAUUCUCCUUCCUCACUUCGGAUGACAUUCGAAGGAUCUCUGUCAAGCAAAUAGUCAACCCCGUUCUCCUUGACGACUUGAACAGGCCAAAUAUUGGAGGUCUGUAUGAUCCUGCUCUUGGGCCGAGCGACCGUUCAGACAUCUGUGCGACAUGUCAUCUCACGUACUUUACAUGCCCUGGACACUACGGGCACAUAGAACUACCCGCUCCUGUAUUCCACCCACUGUUUAUGGGAAAUAUGUUCAAUCUCUUACGAGGGACUUGUAUGUUUUGCCAUAGAUUCAAAAUGAGCCGUACUGCUCUUUGGAAAUUUUUGGCUAAACUUCGAUUGUUAGAACGCGGAUUACUUGAGGCAGCUCAUGGCGUUGACGAUAUUAGACUAAGAGUCAAACAAAAGAAAAUGAAAACUUCCAAGGGCGAUGAAGGAGAGGAUGCGAUCGACGACGACAAGGACUCCGACGUUCCAGAUGAAGCGCCCCAUGAAUUUAUGGCUAGACUUAACCUUUAUGUCGCUAUUCACCUUGCCCGAUCGCCGACGAGUACUCGUGAUUGUUAUAAAGAUGGUCUGAUAUACCAGACACGAAAAGAUUUGAUCAACGAGUUUUUGAAGGCGUGUAUUUCAAAAAAAUGCCAAAACGAGGAUUGUGGAUGUGUGGCUUAUACAUAUCGCAAAGAAGGUCACAUUAAAGUCAUUGAAUACGAUCUCUCCGCCCGUCAAAAGGCUCAGCUGUCUCGGAAGCGGCCUGAUGUUCUCCUAGCAGAAAAGUCAGACACCCUCGCUUCUCGACAUCCCCGGGAACAUGUCAUCAACGAGGAUGCUGAAAUGAGAUCAAGCGAUGACGAAGAUGACGAAGACACGGACGAUGAGCUUGCGGGGGAAGAUGUUAUGAGUGAAGCAGAUAAAGGGCAGGAGGCCAGUCUCCCUAGAGCUGCCAAUGGAAAAGUCAAGACACUCAGAGGGCGCAAUGAACGCGUAGUUGCCCCUGAGGAAUGUCGCGCUCAUUUGCGACGAUUAUUCAAAAACGAAGCUGUCAUGUGCGCGUUGUUAUUUGGAAGACAUGGCCCCUUUGCCCCACUUUCUGCCGACCAACUCUCAUUUGCAUCUGCCGAUAUGUUUUUCAUGGAUGUUCUCCCGGUGUCGCCAACACGUUUCCGACCUCCUGCAAAAAUGGGCGAAACUUUAUUCGAGCAUCCUCAAAAUGAAUUGCUUUCAAGAGUUCUGCAAACUUCCUAUCGUAUGCGAGAUAUCACUAUCAGUCUUCGUGAAGCCUCACAGAAAGGUCCUGAUUACGAUGCGUCUGCAAGAAAAGCUGUUAUGGGUGCCUUGCUAGAAAGAUUGGUUCAGCUCCAAAUUGAUGUAAAUAGCUUUAUGGAUAGUAGUAAAAAUCCUCAAAUCGUUCGGCAAGGCAAGCUGCCUCCUGCGGGUGUCAAGCAAGGUUUGGAAAAAAAGGAGGGGUUGUUUAGGAAGCACAUGAUGGGUAAACGGGUCAACUAUGCUGCACGAUCAGUCAUCUCUCCCGACGUCAAUAUUGAACCCAAUGAAAUCGGUAUUCCCCCAGUUUUCGCAAGGAAACUCACAUUCCCCGAACCUGUUACUCCAUCUAAUUUCCAUGAAAUGAGGCAACUUGUAAUAACGGGUCCUCAUGGUUAUCCUGGAGCUGCGAUUGUGGAAUAUGAGGAUGGACAUCAGCAGUCUCUGGACAAACUAUCCGUUGAACAACGCACAGCCAUCGCAAAUCAAUUGCUUACGCCCCAAGAAGGGGAGAGGGUCACUACUGGACGUCAUGGGUUAUAUACUAGGACUAUUGCCGUUAACAAAAAGGUGUAUCGACACCUUCGUGAUGGAGAUAUUCUCAUUUUGAAUCGUCAACCCACAUUGCACAAGCCAAGUAUGAUGACCCAUAAGGCCCGUGUGUUAAAAGGAGAGAAGACCAUUCGCAUGCACUAUGCUAACUGCAAUUCUUACAAUGCCGACUUCGAUGGUGAUGAAAUGAAUAUCCAUUUCCCUCAAAACCAUGUUGCGCGUGCGGAAGCGAUGAUGAUCGCAAACACAGAUAAUCAAUAUCUUGUACCAACCUCUGGAAAUCCAAUUCGUGGCCUCAUUCAAGAUCACGUUGUUGCUGGUGUUUGGAUGACUAGUCAAAAUAGCUUUUUCAACCGAGAAGAAUAUCACCAAUUGCUUUAUGGCGCGCUUCGACCUGAAGAUGAAGUUGACCCAGGAACUCGACUACUAACUCUCCCUCCCGCCAUAUGGAAACCUAAACCUCUCUGGACAGGGAAACAGAUCAUUUCUACAGUGAUGAAGAAUUUGACACCCAGGCAAUUUGACGGGCUUAAUUUGAAUGCGAAGACCAAAGUUCCGGGGAAAUUAUGGGGCCAAGAUUCCAAAGAGGACAGGGUCGUGUUCUUGGACGGCGAAUUACUAUGUGGUGUCCUCGAUAAAGCGGCGUUCGGCGCUUCCGAUUAUGGUCUUGUUCAUUCGGUUUACGAGCUAUAUGGAUCUGAUAUCGCAGGGAAACUUCUCGGAGUGCUCAGCCGACUCUUCACGAAGUUCCUUCAACAUCGCGCAUUUACAUGCAGGAUGGAUGAUCUUAUGCUGACUCCAACUGGAGACGAACGACGUAACGAACUACUGGCAAAGGGGAAGAAUUUGGGCCCAGAGGGUGCUAUUGAGAAUUUCCCCUCACUUAGCACAACACCCAUGGCAGACAUACCUGCAACGCUCCGGUCGCUGCUAGAAGACGUUCUCAGAGACGACACAAAGAUGGCUGGUUUAGAUAUGACCGUCAAGACCAAGCUUUCUAAACUUACCUCUUCAAUCUCUGAUGCUUGCUUACCUGAUGGCCUCCUCCGCCAAUUCCCUUAUAACCACAUGCAAACCAUGACUUUAUCCGGUGCUAAAGGUUCUGCCGUCAAUGUUCGUCAAAUAUCUUGUGCGCUGGGCCAACAGGAAUUGGAAGGCCGUCGUGUUCCGGUGAUGGUCAGCGGUAAAACACUUCCUUCAUUCCGCCCCUUUGAAACAAAGGCUAUCGCUGGUGGUUACGUCGCCAGUCGUUUCUUGACUGGCAUCAAGCCCCAGGAAUUCUAUUUUCAUUGUAUGGCUGGGCGAGAAGGCCUCAUUGAUACUGCUGUCAAGACAUCUAGGUCUGGAUAUCUGCAAAGAUGUCUGAUCAAACAUCUGGAAGGCAUCCGGGUUCAUUACGAUAAUACUGUUCGAGGAAGCGACAACUCCAUCUAUCAAUUUGCAUACGGAGGUGAUGCUCUCGACGUUACCAAGCAGAAACACCUAUACCAAUUCGACUUCAUCGUGCAAAACAAUAAAUCCUUCGCUCGUCGCUUAAAACCUUAUGUGUUGUCUGAUGUUGUUGAUCUCAAGACAGCAGUAUCGUAUAUGAAAAAAGUUUUGAAGAAGUCCAACGACGCACGUCCUAAUCGGAAGACAACUAAGAGAGAUCAAUAUGAUCCCGCCCUAUCUUUGUUUAAUCCAGUCCAAUACUUGGGGAGUACAUCAGAGGAGUUCGCGAGUGCAGUUGAUGAAUACGUCAAAUCCAAUCCAAGCAAGUUAUUGGAAGACCCUGAUUCAACACCCUUUUACAAAUGUCGGAAAGAACCAAUGCUUCCACGGAACUUUAGAACUUUGAUGAAUGCAAAGUAUAUGAGAAGUCUAGUGGAACCUGGUGAAGCCGUUGGUCUUCUUGCUUCCCAAGGUGUUGGCGAGCCUUCAACUCAGAUGACCCUCAACACCUUCCAUUUUGCUGGCCACGGUGCUGCCAAUGUUACAUUGGGUAUUCCUCGUCUUCGAGAAAUUGUCAUGACUGCCUCUCAGAAACCAAAAACACCUUCAAUGUCCAUGAAAGUCCGUCCUGGCACCUCGUCAGAAGACAUCAGCCUGUUCUGCAAAAGAGCAAGUCGGGUCACCCUAUCUCAGGUGGUUGACAGUGUGACUGUUCAAGAACAGUUGCGAACUGAAGGGGACGCUCGCCGCACUCAGUUUACCGUUGAUCUGAAUUUCUACCCUAAGCACGAAUAUCAAGAAGAGUACGACAUCGAACCGGAGGAAAUCCUUGCUGCGCUUGGUGUCAAAUUCCCUCUCACUCUGAAAAAAGAGAUGCUUUCCGAAAUGAAGAAGCUAGAUGCAGAUCUCAAAAGCCAAAUGGCUCAACUGGGCCAAGGCAAAAAGGUCAAAUCUAAAGAGGCCGACACAGGGAAUGACGAUGAGGAAGAAGUUGCUCCAAGGAAAAGGAAAGACAAUGACGAAGGCAGUGAAGUGGGUGAUGGCGAUGCAGAUGACGCCAAACACAGUAGGCAGAGGAAGCAACAAGCGACAUAUGAGAGUGACGACGAAGAGGAUGAAGAAGAAAUCGGUGCUUACGAUGAUGCUGCUAUUGAGGCGGAAUAUGCAAGCGGAUCCGAGAGUGCUGAUCAAUUACCAAAGAAAUCGAAGUCAUCUUUUAAAGACCUUGUUAGUCGUGCCUCCGACCUCUUCCAACGCCAUAUGCAACACUGUAUAUCUUUUGAUUUUGAGGAAUCGAAGUGUUCCUUCAAACUCGAAUUUCCUCCGGACAUGCCCAAAUUGCUUUUCGUCGGUAUUGUAGAACGUGCUUGCCGGUCCACAAUUAUCCGCCAAAUUCCAGGAAUUACCGACUGUUUCCAAGUCAAACAGGAUAAUCAAAAGGGCGGGGAACCAGAAAUUAAGCUUACGACCAACGGUUCAAAUCUCCAAGGGAUAUGGGAUUUCGCCUGCAGCUCCGAAGAAAGCAUAUUAGAAGACGAUGAGAUAUACUCGAACGACAUUUAUGCCAUUCUCAAAACAUACGGCGUCGAGAUGGCUCGCGCCGCUAUUUUAAAAGAAAUGAAAGGAAUUUUUGCGGUUUACAGCAUCGACGUCAAUAAACGCCAUCUUGAACUCAUCGCUGAUUACAUGACUUUCGAUGGCGGGUAUAAACCAUUUAAUCGCAAGGGAAUCUCCACCAACCCAUCUCCAUUAUUAAAAGCAUCGUAUGAGACCACGGCAGCAUUCCUGUCCGACGCCACUCUGUAUGGCGAUUUCGACGACUUGACAACGCCCUCUGGUAAUAUCGUUCUUGGGAGGCCAAACGCGACUGGAACAGGGGUGUUCGAUAUAGUAAUACCAACCGUCCCUUUGACGAAGUAG